AUGUGUUGCCCUUUCCAAAUCAAAACAGAUUCACUCUAUUGGUUACCCAAUCUUUUUAAUAAAGUACAUGGACCCCAGGAUUUUGAAUUUCAUUCCUAUUCAAACAACAAAGAAUUAUUUGCUUUUAUUAUUAAAAAGUUGAAAUUACACGCCGAAAAAGAGUGGAAUUGGAACUCUUUCGAUUUUAAAAAUUUGUCAAUUCCUUUAAUUCAUUGGGUAAGUGCUUAUCUUUGUGAUAUUGGGAAAGAGACAGAUUGUGGUAAAAUACACAAAGAUAAGGGGAAAAUAAUUUUGGAUCAUUUAAAAAAUAAAAAAUUGGAAAGAGGGGAAAUUGAAGAAGAUAAAAUUUUGAAAGACUCGAUAAAUUCUUCAAAGAAUUCGCAAAGUUGGGAAGAAAAAUUUGAUAAAAAUGUUGGAAAUAUUGUUUAUUUGGCUAUUAUUGAAUUUAAUGAGAAUAUUAUUGCAAAUAAUGUUAAGGAAGCUGUGAUGGAGGCAAUGAAGGAUUCUGAAAAGAAAGGUUCUGAUCCGAUAAUGAUUCCAAAAUAA
Molecule: messenger RNA, 546 nt
Organism: Meloidogyne enterolobii
Lineage: Eukaryota; Metazoa; Nematoda; Chromadorea; Rhabditida; Meloidogynidae
Source: the annotation of a GenBank genome assembly